AUGUUGUUACAAUCAAUCCGAGUAACAGUAGGUCUCUUACGCCCAGAAAGUGCUCAAGUUGUCGCAGCUGUUGGCAUUAAAUAUUUUCCACCACCAAAGAACUAUGACCAUAUUGAAAUUCCCGAGCGUCAAAGGCUACGUGUCUACGAUAAAGUGCCCAUGUAUCCCUCAAACUUAAAACCACCAAAGAUGCAGAAACGUCUUCGGUACAUGAGAGGUCCUGAGCCUUUACACACUACUCUACAAUUGAAACAAUAUGGUGUUAUUGCUACAGGAGGAGGUAGGAUGGCUCAUCAGCAUUUUGAGAUGGCACGUCUUGUUGUUGCACGGCAUUUGGACCAGAAGAGAAUGUUUGCAAUUUGGAGGGUAGACCCACCUUGGCAACCUGUUACAAAAAAGGGUCAAGGUCAACGUAUGGGCGGUGGUAAAGGAGCUAUUGAUCAUUAUGUUACUCCCAUUAAAGCUGGUCGGAUAAUUUUGGAAGUUGGUGGCAAGUGUGAUUAUGAGGAGGUUUUACCAAUGUUGAAAAUUGUCGCCGAGAGAUUACCGUUCAAAGCUGAGGCAAUUUCGCAAGAAACAUUAGAAAAGAAAGCAAGAGAUGAGAAAUGGGCGGAAGAAAAUAAUCAAAACUAUUAUACGAUGAAAUAUAUAAUACAAAAUAAUAUGGGCGGUUGUCACAAGAUGUUGUCGCCGUUUGACCAUCGUUGGUACGGAAAAUACCAUUAA
Molecule: messenger RNA, 726 nt
Organism: Arctia plantaginis
Lineage: Eukaryota; Metazoa; Arthropoda; Insecta; Lepidoptera; Erebidae
Source: the annotation of a GenBank genome assembly